AUGCUCAAGUUCACCGCAACUCAAAGGACAACAACACCGACACGUUACUUCUCCCCUCGCCGCAAAGCCGCAUCUCCCAGUAACCCAACGGCCCCAAGCCAGAAGCAGUUGACUCAGCAUGCCAUCUCUCACCCCGAUGAUCCCCCACGAUCUGACAACCCGUACGACGAGACCGGUGAACCUCCACAGGCCCUGCACCCAAAGCAUGCUGCGUAA
Molecule: messenger RNA, 216 nt
Organism: Colletotrichum tamarilloi
Lineage: Eukaryota; Fungi; Ascomycota; Sordariomycetes; Glomerellales; Glomerellaceae
Exons: 2
Coding region: 1-216 (71 amino acids)
Source: RefSeq, a predicted model, not a curated record